This is a messenger RNA of Drosophila mojavensis, 2680 nucleotides long. Its product is annotated as anaphase-promoting complex subunit cdh1-like. The record is from RefSeq and is a predicted model, not a curated record. Bases 744 to 1424 code for a protein of 226 amino acids. The transcript has 2 exons. Lineage: Eukaryota; Metazoa; Arthropoda; Insecta; Diptera; Drosophilidae.
CUGCCCGUCCAUUCUGAGCUUCAAUCAUACACGGCGGCCGCAGACGUUUAUUUUGUUGUUGCUGGUCAACAAGUUAGGCAGCUGGUCGUGCAAUUUCUUGCGCUAGUUUUCAAAUACGAAAUUCGCCAAUCUUCAAUCAAUCCAACGUGAUCAACGUCAAAACGUCAAACGAAAAAGGUCAAAACAAAAAAAUAUACGAAAUACUAACAUUUGCGAAAAUAAUCAAAGCAGACCAAACAACCAGCUAACGAGUUUUCUUUACAGUUUGACUGUAAGACACUCUCUGCUGUUUUCCUGUGUGAGUGUGUCAGUGUCUUUAUUUUUUUUUCCCCCUCUGUUUUUUGGUGUCACUUCUCUGUGUUUUAUUGUGUGUCGAAGCAAUUUCUCAAGUGCUGCGUAAAACGAAUUUCGCGCGCCGCCAAAUUUUGACGUCAGCCGCGCGACGGGCCGCAACUGCGAGAGUUACGUUUAGUUAGCUGUGCGAGAUAUUCUGAUAUUGUGAUUCGGACAGCCUAUACGGGUAUUUGCAUUUUCCGCCCAAAGCAACAAAAGAAAAACUAUGCGCGUGCCCAUGCUACUGCUGCGAUUACAACUAAUACGACAAGAGCAAGAGCAAGAGCCAGAGCCAGAGCCAGAGCAAGAGCAAGAGCAGCAAGCAGCAACAGCAGACGAAGGGGAAGAGGCAGAGAAGCAAGAGAAACAACAUCGCCAAUUCUGCACAGUGAGCAAAAGGCGCACGUAAAAUGCAACUCGUAACGUCAACAGCGAGCGUCAACGCCAGCGCCAGCGUCAACGGCAGGGGCAGCGUCUCCCCUAACGGCAUUUUAGGAGCUUCCAUUGCGUACAAACGCAAGCCCGAUCAGGAGCUGGAGCUGCGACGCAAACAGCACAGAGGCAAUUAUAAUGCGUACGGCUACAACAACAACUCUUACUACGAUAACAACAACAACAACAAUUGUAAUGGCAAUAGCUACGGGUAUGGCGACCAACGCAAGCAGGUGGGCAAAAUGUAUUACAAUUCAAAGGCGCGUCCACCGUGGGCCAAAUAUCGUACGCCGAUAUUCAUAACAGCAGCAACAACAGCAACGAUGACAACAACAACAACAAAUUCAGCGAUUGCAGCAACAACAAUGCCAGCAGCAUUUCUCAAUACCAGCAACAGCAACAACAACAACAACAACGAUCAACCGUUAACUACAAACUCAGUACCAGCAGCAACAACAACAACAGCAACAACGACAUGUAAGUUAAUAAUUUUGUAUUUUUCCUAUGCAUUUAACAAUUCUAUGGGUAAGUGCUGCUAUUUUAAUGUCUUUGCGCCAAGCCCCAAAAAUCAUAUACAAAAGACACGUCGCGACGUGAACAACAAACUUCAUCAAAUGUUAAAGAUAACCAGGAACAGUGUGGCAAAUGAGCGUUACUGACUAUUGAAUACCCAUUCAUGGCCCAAACGCCAGAUAGGUAUUUCAAUUUGCCACGCCCCCGACUGGGGUAUUUACAGAUAUAGAGGAUCUCUUGUAGUAUUUUAGCUGUUAUUUUAAGUUUAUAGCUCUAAAACGUUUUAUUUUUAUUCGACACGCCGUCAAAUGGGCAAUGAUAUAUACAGAUAUCUGUCAUAUCUUAUUAAAUUUGAUCUGUCAAUCUGUUCUAUUUGAUGCUAUGAUUUCUGAGCUACCUGAAAAGACAUUUUCCGAUUUGCCGCGCCUCUAUUGGAUCGUCUAGAUGGUUUUUAUUCAGAAACUAAUAUACUCAUCUUUAUUUUCAUGAAUGUGUAUAAAUAUAUAUACAAAAUGUAUAUAGAAAAUGUCCAAUUAUUUAUGAUGCUAAACGCGUUAGAAAUUGCGCAUUUGCAAAGAGACAACAGCAGCAACAACAACAACAACAAAUGACAAGUGACAUAUUAUUAAAUGUGAAACUUGUUGCAUUUUGUAUAAAUUUCGAAUAGCGCAUAAAUUUGGAGUAAAUUGAUCAAGAGAAACGAACCAAAACAGGAAAUGUGUGUGGGUGUGGGAAAUGUGUAGGGGAUGCAGGGAGGUGGGGGCGGUAGGCGGGGUCGACGGUGUGGGUUUGUGCCAGGCGAAGUCCUUCGCUACAGUUCAACGAACCAAAAAAAAAAAAAAAAAAAUAAAUAAAUAAAUAAAAUAAAAUAAAAAUGUUGCCAAGCCAGCUUCAGGUUGAGCUAAAACUUUGGGGGCCAACUGCGUAGCGGGCCUGGAGACAGCAGCGAGCGAAAGAGACAGCGGGGAGGAGAGAGAGAGGAAGUGAGGGAGAGGGAGCGAGAGCGAGAGCGAGCGCGAGGGUUGCAAUUGCGCGUCGCUUCGCAUCGCGUCGAGUCAUUAACAUUUUGGCAGCGCGAUGUUUCAUUGAACCUGAGCUCAACCAGAUAGCAUUAAGAUUUAUACACACACAAACACACACAGAAAGAGAGAGGGAGAGCGAGUGAGAGAGAGUGCGAGAUGCGUACACAUUGUGCAAACGAACAGAUGUUAGCCUGACGCCAUCUGUUGGCCGCAUGACGAAACUCGAAACAGUAUCACGCAUCACGCAUUGUGCAAGGACAUCUGCUCGCUCGCUCUUAAGGUUGUUGCUCGUUAAGAUGCCCCAUUAUGGGCAGCGAUCGCUUCAUCAAUUGAGCAAACAAACAAAGAGGGAGCGAGAGAGAUGGAGAUAGAAAUAGAGA